AUGUCAUCUGAGUCCUGUGCAUUUAUGUACACGGGAGGCGUGUCAACUAAUGUCGGGAAUGAGACAGUUUUAGGGACUCCUGUUCCAGUUGCACAUUCAACUGCUGGCGGCAAUAAAUAUUCAGCUUACAACAGAAAUAGUCGGGCCUACUUCGACGAAAUCCUACCAACUUCACCAGCUUUCCUAAAACGGACUUACGUUAUUGAAGGCAGUAAAAACCACAAAAAUCGUAAUAUUCAAGAUGAAGGCAAUAAAGAAGCUAGCAUUUUAAACAUUGAUACAAUAAAGGGUCUUUCAGAUAGUGUUUUAGAUCGCAGCUUGCAGGUUCGUAGACACGAAGUGAUUACGAAAAAGUUAAGUGAAAAGAACCAAAUUAAGCAACUGGAUACCUUCAAUGUUGAACACUGUCAGCCCCCUUCUACGGAUAUUGAAACAGAGCAACAGAAAAUUCAGUUCGAUGACGAAGAGCUAAAAAUGUUGGAAGAUGCCUUUAGUGAUUUCGAUUGUGGUACAUCAGAAACAACUAUCCCAACUCGCGCGUGUGAAACAUUUGCCCGUCGAGUAUCAUGCAAACCACCGGCGACGGAGGAAGAGUGUUCGGAAGGCAACACAACAUCAGUUCCUUCUUUACAGUCAGCCGAGGGCAGUGGCGAAGUAGAUGGUAGUAUUGUUGAUGUUGAAGCACAAGAUCUUGCACAACCACAUAUUGUUUGCCCGGCUACCGGACCUUCUACUCAAGUUUCAGAAGGUCAUUCAGACAAUACUACUGACAAGCAGUUAAGCUCACAGACUAAUGGAGUUGAUCAGUCACUGAUAAGAUCUCGUGUCAAACUAUAUUCACACCUACCAUGUCUUACUGGCUUAUCAUCUGCUCUUGAGAGUAAUUCAUUCGGCAACAAAUCAGAUAAUUGUGUACCACCUGAACUGCCUAAACCAACUACAAAUUUGAAUGCAAAUAAUUCUGUGUCGCUGUCAUCAGUACAUGAUGUAAAUAGACAACUCCUAAGCCAUACAGACAGUCAUCUUGCUAAGUCAGCUGAUGCAAAUAAUAUUUCUGAAGCUCCUCAAGAGCAGAUUUCAAAACACGAGUUAUCUGAAAAUGCUUCACGUGAUAUCCAGAAAGUUGAUAAUGCUAUGGAAGCUGACAAUACAAUAUUAGGAAAUCUGGAUAUGUCAAAAAUCGACAUUAGCUGUUUACACAUGUCUGAUAUUGAUGGCUUACUGGAUAUGAUAACUGCUCUGGGUAAGCAGUCUAAAACUUGUGAACCAGCAACUCAGUACAAUAAAGUAUCUUCACAGUUAACUAAACAAGUGGCUGCUGUCAGACAAGCACUGAAACCUGCUGUUAGUAAUACGAUUGGUUCUAAUAAGAUUAUUUACAGUUCAGAUGGGAAACAACUAAAUUUUCCUUUAUCCAAGGUCGACGGGGGAAAAGAAAAUGUACCACCUGCUAAUGAUGAUAUGAUUUGUUCUGAGAAAGAAAAUCAAAGCGUCCACAGAAAACACUCUCAACAUUCGAAUCCUCUUCGUUCAAAUGAAUCUACCAAUUCGUCUAUUAGAUAUCUACCAAAAGCUGGACAUGAAAAUUUAUCGAUUAAUAAAGUGUCUAUAACGCCUCAGAAAGAUGCUGUUUGUUCAGAAAUGUCUAAAGCUCAAAAAAUUCCUAUUCUUUCAAAUACUGACUGUUUAAUAUGGGCUGGAGCUGUUUGUGGACAAAUGCAGCGAAAGAGUUUCCUCAUUAAACAUAAAAUGGAUAAACCGGUCACACUAUCAUUUGCCGUUCGUCCUAAAUCCGAAGUUUUCAAACUUGUUGAUGAGAAUGGUUAUCUUAUUACGGGUACGUUUCGUGUACAUUUACCACCGAAUCUUGAAUAUGAAGUUAAUGUUGCCUAUGUAGGCAAGCAUCCAGUUUCUUGGGAUUUUGCAAACUUAUUUUUUCGUUUAGAGGAUGAAACACUAACUCGUACCUCAAAGGUGAGACUAAUCGGAUAUACAAAUUCCAGCCAGUUAGUGUAUUAUUGUUGUUCAAAGUUAAGUUCUAAUGUUUAUUGGACUGUAGCAUCGAAAGUCGAUCCUAUUUGUGAGAUGAUUGAUAAAAAGAAUGAAAGAACAAGUCUUCAGUCCCCAAAAAGCUGUUUAACUUCAAAUUUAUCUGGAUGUUGUUUGGCGAGAAUCACUGUCAGCAAUUUUGGUGCAAGAUCUGCAUGGGUUUGUGCACGUGUGGAAUGUUUGGAUCAGAAAUCUGAUGAUCAAAAAGAUUGUAACGAGUUUUCUGAUAACGGGAUAGUAGUUGAUCCGGAAAAUUUGGUGAUUGGAUCAAAACAAUCUGAGAGUAUUUCUAUCACUUUAAAACCUGGAGUAAAAGCUGCACGUAUUGUGUUGUAUCACGGGGAUGAAAUACUUCGUUAUCAAUUUCGACAAUUAUACACUCAGUCUCAGAAAACAUCGAAACACGAAAAGCCAUCUAGCCACAGUCAGAAGGAUAGUCGCUUGCGUUUUCUAGAUAUUUUGAAAGAUUUUGCACAUGAACAGUCUAUUCAAGUUGUUGAACUGCCAUCAGCAUCACACAACGAUCUUCGACCACAAGAUUGGCGUCAAGCUUUGAUAGAUCAAGUGCAUCAUUGUGAGCCUAUGUACUUGUAUAUUUAUGCAUCAAAAGAAGACCAAGCUUCCAGUUGUGUAAAUCAACCUGAUGUAUAUUCAUCUCAUUCAGUAUGCGAAUCACUGUUGGAAAAUUCCUUAGCUAGUGUUUUUGUACAACGAGAUGCUUUCAAGCAGCGAAGUUCUCUUAAUUCUGCUCUUCAAGAUUGUACGGUAUCCUUGUCAUCGAAAUCAUUAUCUAAGCGAUCCAGUUUACAAGAAGCCUGUCCACCAGCAACUAAUCUCAGUCCCAGUAGUAUUUCGACUAAUCGAAGGGAGUUGUUAGAUUUACAACCUCCGAAGAUAAAAUUGAUUCCUUCCAAUACUUUGGUAUUUCCAUCUUGUGUUCAUGGAUGUUCAACAGAAGCUUCUUUUUCAGUAAGUUUAGUAGAACAAACAAGCAACUUUCCGAUUCCAUCCAGUAGUGAUUCUCCUUCAUUAUGGAAAGUGUUUUGGUCAGCCAAUCCUGUGACAGAUGUACAAGUUAAACGGCCUACUGUGCAUUCUUCAUGUUCAGUAAGCAAAAGGCUGACUUUGGGACGGGAUGUAUUUCAGUUGAUGCAUACAAAGGCUGAUUCACUCAAGAAUAAUUGUUGUCAGUCGACUGAUAAAUUUGCUAUCCUGUCAUCUGAUCCUAACAAAGCUGGACAUGGUCAAUUGGUUAUACCCUUUCGUUUUACACCUGUUUCAUCAUAUGAAAAUACAAUGUUUCAAGAUUGGCACCUUAAUUUUUGGAUAGAACCAUCAUACUCACAGAAUAAACCUCGUCAUGAAGUACGAUAUAACCCAAAAGAUUCGGUUACACUUUUAGUCACUUUAGAAGGUUCGUGCUGUAAACAACCUACGCUAAAUAAAAGAUCUCCAUGCGCUCAUCUACAAAACACAUGUAAUAGCAAACUUGAAGUAUCCUCUUCACUGUCCAAAGAUCUCACAUUCAAUGAUCGUAAUGUGUCGUUGUCGAAAGAAAGUGCUGCAAAAUCUGUUCCUAUAGGUCUACUUGAUAUUGUCGGUCUACCGGUUAAAUUUGAGAUCAUAGAUUCAAAGUCUACAACAACCAAAACUCGUUUCCACAAUAUUAUGCUGAUCAAUCGCUUGAAGACAGCAGAGGUCUUCGUCAAACUGCAACUUCCAAAUCCACCAUUUUAUAUGACAGAACCAAACGAAACGAGGUUUCGUAUCGCGCCUCGUUCUCGUGUAAAGCUAGUGCUUAGCUUUCAACCUUACGAUUUGGGACGUGCAAGUUCAGUUUUGGGAAUUCGUGUUGAGUGCCGCAACCAAACAGAAGCCGAAAAACCAACUGUUGAUACAUUUCAAAUUCACUUAUUUGGCACAAUGAACUAACUUUGCUUUCUUAUAUUUCGCACCUACAUGUAUAUUUCUAUUGUGAUCUUAAUAUUUACUAAAUAGCAUAUGAAUUUUAAUACA
Messenger RNA from Trichobilharzia szidati, 4065 nucleotides. NCBI's taxonomy places the organism in Eukaryota, Metazoa, Platyhelminthes, Trematoda, Strigeidida, Schistosomatidae. The record is from the annotation of a GenBank genome assembly.